AGGUGAGUUUUUUAUUAUUUCAAAAUAUUAUACCAAUAAAUUUAUUAGAAAAAUAAACAAUGUUAGCAACUGGACCCGAAUUUUGAAAUUUAUAAAGUAGAGGGACUAAAUUCCUAAAAAUAAAAAUAUAAAAAUUAAAUUUUAUAUUUAUAAAAAAGUACAUAAACUUAUGACAUAUUUUAACUCAUUUUUAUGUCAUUUCCCCUUUUUAUGGUAAAAGAGAAUAAGUUGCUUAGUCAAAAGAACAUAACUACUGAUGAUUGAAGCAAGGGGGUGGGGGGGUUGAUAGAAUGCAUGUUUAUAGCUCACAUGGAAAGUAGUAACAAACAUGAGAUUGUGAUCUCAUUUUUUUUCAUCAAGUUUUCUAAUUUAGAUUUAUUGAACGUGGGAUGUUAUAAGAAUUACUUGAAACAAGUUUCGAUUUUAAAAUGAAAUUAUUAUGAGUUAUGAUUAAGUUAGAAGAGUUAUAAGUCGUUUCGGAAUAUUUUUUAUUUAUUUAUAAAAGUAGGUUCAAACUUUAAUUUUUAGAAAACACGAGUUCUUAAUUUUUGAUUCUCAACUUGAGGAUGUUAUAUUUUAGAUUUAUUGAAUGUCACGAUUUAAAGAUGAUUAUAUGAAUGGUUAGAAUUAAGUUUGGGUUUUGAGAUGAGAUUCUUAUGAUAGAAAUAUUUUUUAAAAAUUAAAUCACAUGAAACUAAAAGUAUAAGGACAAAAACGAUAAUUUCACCAAAACAUUGUGAAAAAAGAAGGGUAAACUACAUUAGUAGUCAUCCAACUAUGAAAAGUUACACAAACUAGUCACUCAGCUAUUGAAUUGUCUUUUUUGGUCAUCCAUUCGCUAUGUAAAAAAGAAAAACCCCAAAAUCCAAGAUUGUUAGGUGACCAAAAAAAUUGAAUAGUUGAGUGACCAUUUUGUAACUUUUCAUGGUUGGUGACUAAAAAAGGAAAAAAAACCAUAGCUGGGUGACCAUGUUGUAACUACUCAUAGUUGAGUGACCAAAAAAGAAAAAAAUCAUAGUUGGGUGACUAUCAGUGUAGUUUACCCAAAACAAAUUCUUUAUAAAAAAAAAAAAAAAGAUCACCAUUUUUGAAAGGUCCACUCUCGCGCUUCUUUACUUGCGCAAAAACAUAGCUGCUUUUCUUCUUCGUUGUUCGUUAAUCAUUUGGGUACAUCGCCAAAGAAUUUCAACUCCAGAGCCACAGAUCCUGUUCUUCUUUUUGCUGAUAUUUUAGAUUCUCCAGGUUAUGGCACACCCUGAGCCUCAAUAUGUGCAAAGGGGAAAGGUACCAAUGGAUCCUCCUCAGAGAAAGCCCCGGAUUCUACUUGGUGCUUGCGGAUGUGUAGCUGCUGUACAAUUUGCAAGUAUUUGUCAUUGUUUCUGUGAAUGGGCAGAAGUAAAAGCCGUUGCGACACCAGCCUCUUUACAUUUCAUCGAUAUAGAAUCACUUCCUGACAAUGUAGACCUUUACACCGACAGGCAUGAAUGGUCCUGUUGGGAAAAACUAGGUGACAAUGUGCUUCACAUCGAACUUUAUCGAUGGGCUGAUCUUAUGGUCAUUGCCCCGUUAUCCGCAAACACACUUGCUAAGAUUGCUGGUGGAAUAUGUGACAACUUGUUAACAUGUAUUGUACGAGCUUGGGACUACAGCAAACCAAUGUUUAUCGCUCCAGGUAUGAACACUUUCACAUGGAGAAACCCUUUCACGGAAAAACAUCUAAUGUUGGUCGAUGAACUUGGAGUUUCUUUCAUCCCCGGCGAUGAUGCAAUGGCAGAACCUACUGAAAUCCAUUCAACCGUAAGACUAUACUUGGAGUCUCGGCCUCUACCAGAUUGAAAAGCCGGUCGGUCGAUUUUCCAACCUGAAUAACAAUACUACAAUUUUUGUGUGUUGUAAACCAUUGAUUCUGUGCAUUGAGUGCACCUUUUGUUAGCCAUUUUUACCAUUGAUUACUGUACAUUUAUACCUCCAUUUUUUGAGCUUUGCAUAUCAUGAAGAAUGGUACUUGAAACAUUAUUGCUCUUACAAGCUGAUGAUAUUGAGGAGUUAAAGAAACAGUAGCACAUUGCUAAAAGCUAAAUUUCA
Messenger RNA from Gossypium raimondii (Peruvian cotton), 2085 nucleotides. Its product is annotated as probable phosphopantothenoylcysteine decarboxylase. Gene Ontology annotation, molecular function: FMN binding; phosphopantothenoylcysteine decarboxylase activity. The record is from RefSeq and is a predicted model, not a curated record. Gene Ontology annotation, biological process: coenzyme A biosynthetic process. Lineage: Eukaryota; Viridiplantae; Streptophyta; Magnoliopsida; Malvales; Malvaceae. The transcript has 3 exons. The coding region runs from base 1246 to 1836 and encodes 196 amino acids. Gene Ontology annotation, cellular component: phosphopantothenoylcysteine decarboxylase complex.